UUGAAAGGAGUUAAGAACAUCAUACUUUCAUGAACUUUCCUAAAUUUAACCAUUCCCUUUUUCCUUUACUACUAUACUUAGAUGAAGCUCACUUUUUUCCGUCGUGGUUCUUAUCUGUAGUUCCAUUCGAUCUUUCUCUCCUGCAUAUAAUAGAUUUCUAGGGUUUUUAGUGAGCUUGAAAUUCUGUACACGCAAAAAGUGUUGCUUUUUCUUUUCUUCUUCAUGGUGAUCGCCUCCGGUGAACGGGUGGACUCCGUUUCCGGCGCCUCUGUUUAUUCACCAUCUUCACAUUCGUUGCCAUCAUCUUCACGAAACACAAUGCGUGUGACAAAUCGUCAAGCAACGAAUUGGAGUGGUGGACAACACACCAGUGGUAGGUUUUGGGUGAGAAAGAAGAUGACAGAGGUGGCGAGGUCAGUGGUGAACGACGUUUUGGGACAAAGGAUUAUCGACGUGGAUGAGCCAAUCGUUGAUUACAUCGUUAACGUCCUCGCAGACGAUGACUUCGAUUUCGGACUCGACGGCGAAGGCGCUUUCGAAGCCCUCGGAGAACUUCUCGUCGCCGCCGGCUGCGUCGACGAUUCCUCUCACUGUCGCACUGUAUGUAGCAAGCUAUCUGACAAGUUCGGGAAGCAUGGUUUGGUGAAAGCGAAACCAACGGUGCGAAGCCUUGCGGCGCCGUUUAGAAUGAACGAGGGAAUGGACGAUGGUGUAGCUCCUAAGAAGAAGCCUGAACCCGUUGAUGGUCCUCUUCUAUCGGAACGCGAUCGUUUAAAGCUAGAAAGGAGAAAGAGAAAAGAUGAACGCCAGAGAGAGGCACAAUUUCAAAUGCAUUUAGCGGAGAUGGAAGCAGCGCGGGCGGGUAUGCCUGUUGUAUGUGUUACGCAUGAUAACAGUGGUGGACAUACUGUCAAGGACAUUCAUAUGGAGGGUUUCAAUAUAUCUGUUGGUGGCCGUGAUCUCAUUGUUGAUGGUUCCGUCACACUUUCUUUUGGAAGGCAUUAUGGUCUUGUUGGAAGAAAUGGGACAGGAAAAACGACUUUCCUCAGGCACAUGGCCAUGCAUGCUAUUGAUGGUAUUCCUAGGAAUUGUCAGAUAUUGCAUGUGGAGCAAGAAGUUGUUGGUGAUGAUAUAACUGCCUUGCAGUGUGUUCUUAAUUCUGACAUUGAGAGAACUCAGCUUCUGCAGGAAGAAGCUCAAUUACUUGCCAAACAGAGGGAAUCUGAGGAGAAAAUUGGAAAGGGCAAUGAUAAUUUGAAUGGAGGGGUUGGUAAAGAUGCUAUUUCACAAAGGCUUGAGGAAAUAUACAAGAGGCUUGAGUUCAUUGAUGCUGAUUCUGCAGAGUCACGGGCAGCAUCGAUACUUGCGGGUCUAAGUUUCACUACUGAGAUGCAGAGGAAGGCAACAAAAACUUUUUCUGGAGGAUGGCGGAUGCGAAUAGCUCUUGCUCGCGCACUGUUUAUAGAGCCUGAUAUAUUACUUCUUGAUGAGCCUACGAAUCAUCUUGAUCUCCAUGCUGUCUUAUGGCUUGAAUCAUACUUGGUUAAAUGGCCAAAAACAUUUAUUGUUGUUUCUCAUGCUAGAGAAUUUUUAAACCUGGUGGUUACUGAUAUAAUUCACUUACAAAACCAAAAGCUGACUACUUAUAAAGGAAAUUAUGAUAAUUUUGAGAAGACCCGAGAAGAACAAAUUAAAAACCAGCAAAAAGCAUUAGAGGCAAAUGAAAAAGCAAGAUCUCAUAUGCAGACCUUCAUUGACAAGUUCCGCUAUAAUGCCAAGAGGGCAUCACUUGUUCAAUCUAGAAUCAAGGCUUUGGAACGAAUGGGCCAUGUUGAUGAAAUUGUUAAUGAUCCUGACUACAAGUUUGAGUUCCCCACUCCAGAUGAUAGACCAGGCCCACCGAUAAUAAGUUUCAGUGAUGCAUCAUUUGGUUAUCCUGGGGGGCCCAUUCUAUUUAGAAAUUUGAACUUUGGGAUUGAUCUUGACAGCCGUGUUGCAAUGGUUGGUCCAAAUGGCAUUGGCAAAUCAACUAUACUUAAGUUAAUUGCUGGGGAAUUACAGCCCAGUUCUGGGACAGUCUUCCGUUCUGCUAAGGUUCGUAUAGCAGUGUUCAGUCAGCACCAUGUUGAUGGACUUGACUUAUCCUCAAAUCCUCUUCUGUAUAUGAUGCGCUGCUAUCCUGGUGUUCCAGACCAGAAGCUUCGAGCCCACUUAGGUUCUUUUGGUGUAACGGGAAAUCUUGCACUUCAGCCGAUGUAUACCUUGUCAGGUGGUCAGAAAAGCAGGGUUGCAUUUGCAAAGAUAACUUUUAAGAAGCCACACAUAAUAUUGCUUGACGAGCCAUCCAAUCAUCUGGACUUGGAUGCUGUUGAGGCGCUAAUUCAAGGUCUGGUGAUGUUCCAAGGAGGCAUUCUCAUGGUAAGUCACGAUGAGCACCUUAUCUCUGGAAGCGUGGACGAGCUAUGGGUUGUAUCCGAAGGAAGAGUGUCCCCAUUCCAAGGAAACUUCCAUGAUUAUAAGAAGAUACUCCAGUCAUCGUAGGAAAAUGAGUUGUAGUUAACAUAUUUUGGGGAUAGAUACUACCUUCCUUUCCUAACUAAAGAAUACCUGGACGACAUUUUUGUGCUGUUCAUCUCAGCCGUCAUAGAUGGGAAUAUACAAGUUUGCAAUUUAUCAAAAGUAUGCAUAAGUAAGACCAUUUGAAUGCAUUUUAUCAUUUCAUAAACAAAAUAAUUGGUUAAAUUAAUUAGUAAAUAAUUUUAUAUGAAAUUAUUUUAGUCAUAACUUUGUAAUUGAAGUUAUUAUGUAGGUAUUAAU
Molecule: messenger RNA, 2817 nt
Organism: Gastrolobium bilobum
Lineage: Eukaryota; Viridiplantae; Streptophyta; Magnoliopsida; Fabales; Fabaceae
Product: ABC transporter F family member 3
Exons: 19
Coding region: 223-2541 (772 amino acids)
Molecular function (GO): ATP binding; ATP hydrolysis activity
Source: RefSeq, a predicted model, not a curated record